This is a messenger RNA of Dentiscutata erythropus, 1390 nucleotides long. The record is from the annotation of a GenBank genome assembly. Lineage: Eukaryota; Fungi; Glomeromycota; Glomeromycetes; Diversisporales; Gigasporaceae.
AUGACCUCACAAGAAUCGUCGGUUGAUCUUGAGCAGGUUGUCUUUGUGAAUUCUGUAUGUGCAAAUUGUGGAGAUUCAGCGCAAUAUUUAUGUGAAGCAUGUGGGCAAACAGGUCCUCGUUAUUGUUCGCAGAAAUGCCAGAGCGAUCAUUGGGAAAAGGGGCAUGCUGCUGUAUGCGCGAGUGCGCAUUCAGACACAGAGUCUGAGGAACACGACAAUGAAAGAAAUUCUCGAGCAAGUAAAAGAACAAGUAGUAAAGUUUACAGUAGAGGAAAUGUUGCUCAACUCAUUAACCUUAAAAAACGACGGUCGAACCAAGACGCACUUACGUCUCCUACUUCUGCAACACUACCUAAUUCCAACGACCAAUCUCCGGCAAUUGAUCCUGUUCAAGCUGAUGAAUUCAAGUUCUAUAUGCAACAAGUCUACAGAAUUAUCAAACCUGUAGUUCUAUGUAUUGUACUAUCUGUCCUCUGGGUGAAGUUAUCCCAAGCACCAUCCUAUUUUGAAAUUGGAAGUGGUAGCUCUAGCGGCAGUUCAAGUUCAAGUGAUUCUUCGUCAUCAAUUACCUCUUCUAUUUAUACGGCAGGGCUCCUUAUUGGACAAAUUAUUGUGGCCACAGUUGUCAUUAUCCUUGUAGGGUUCUUUAUGUUUGUGGUGCUUUUCCCUCUCGGAUUUAUGUCAUAUCUUCUUGUAUCGAAUAUUAUAUCAAUUUUUUCAAUACCGUUAGAUUAUAUUUCCCUCAUAUUUGCCCUAUGGAAUUUCACUGCAGUGGGUCUUGUGUCUGUUUUUUGGAAAGGCCCUCUGCUGUUACAACAAGCAUAUCUGACAAUUAUGUCGAGUUUAAUGGCAUUCUCUCUGACUGGAUUAUCAUCAUGGACUACGUGGAUUUUGUUAGGCCUGUUGGCUAUUUGGGAUUUAAUUGCUGUACUAUGUCCAUUUGGACCUUUACGCCUUCUCGUUGAACAAUCAAAGAAGGAUGAACGCGAAAUUCCGGCAUUAUUAUACUCUGUAAAUGCCGUUUGGCUGAUGGCGACCCCCAAACUUUCAAAUCAAAUCCCUGGUACAUCAUCUACAUCACCUUUAAUUCAAGUACAUACAGAUUCUUCGCCCUCAUCACUUAUUUCAUCAAUAAAUUCUUCAUCCACUACAAAUACAUCCACUACUCCACCUGGUGAAGAUAUACCUUUAUCUGAAAAUUUAAGGCAUAAUAUUUAUAAUAGAAAUGAAGUUGGUGCUCACAAUGACACUGAUGUUAAUAAUUCAUCUAAUUCUCUCAAUGCUAAUGGGAAUAUUUCUGAUGAUACUGAUGAUGAUGAAGAUGAAAGAAAUGGGUUGAAAUUAGGAUUGGGUGACUUUGUAUUUUAUAGUGUUUUGGUAGCACAAGCCG